Molecule: messenger RNA, 321 nt
Organism: Oncorhynchus mykiss (rainbow trout)
Lineage: Eukaryota; Metazoa; Chordata; Actinopteri; Salmoniformes; Salmonidae
Product: transforming growth factor, beta 1a
Source: RefSeq, marked provisional
CACACACACACACACACACACACACACACACACACACACACAUACUAGAUCUGGGACUUCUUGUUGUGAAUUGUUUUUUUGUCAGUGAGUUUUAAAGCUUGGACUUUAUAUUUUUCUAAAUAUAUAAAACACAAUAAUUAUCUGUUUAUGUAUUUGGAAUGGAAUACUUUAUAUAACUAUGAUUAUAUACAUUUGUUGACUGGGGCAGUGGGAGUGGUUUUGUGCUGUUUUAGCAUGUUUGCACAGCCUCCUACAGACGUGUACCUUCGCAGACCUGGUGAAAUGAACUAUCAACAACUAUCAAUAAAGUGAUAAUUACCU